GAUGGAAAAAUUUCUUGUGAUCGAAAUCUAAUCUACGAUAGCCGCGGGCAGCAGGGAAACUCGAUCAAAGUAGGCGAGAAGUACGAUUUUUCGUAAAGAAUACGUUGCAAAAUGCCAGCACCCCAAUAAGAUUUAAUAUUCAUUUUACGUUUGAGAUCACAGAUAAUUUUUACCAACAUGGAACAACACUAUGAAGAUGACAAUAUCUAUUACGAUAAUAUGGAAAUUAUGGAGAAAAUUGAGCAACGUAAAAUACAAGAGGUGAUCGAUAUAAAAGCCAAACAUAAGAUCCAAAAGCAAAAUAAUGUGAAUCCAACCGAGAAUCCACCAGCGCUGCCACCGAAAAAGAAGAAUUUACCCAAAUCAUCGAACAAUAUAGCCAAGAAAGAAUCUGAAUCCCCAAAAGUGCCUAAAACUCAAGAAGCGAUUCACAAUCGCCAACAACAAUUGGUGAAAGAAAAGAAACCUGAACCACAACCUCAGCCUCAAUCGCAGCAGACAUGCAGCCAUCCACAACUUUUAAGAACUCGUUCAAUUGUUGAUGAGCCUUUAUCUCCUAUUAUGGAGGAAGAAAGUGUUUUAGGAGAUUCUCCACACGGGAGUUUGCACGGUUCGGAUGACGAGUUAUCAGAACAUCCAAGUCAAUCAGCAUCGGAUACAUUUCAUAGUGACGAUUCUUCCAGUGUGUUUUAUGAAUCAUUUAGUGAUCAAACGAAUGUUAAAAACAACAAUACAAACUUUAAUGAAAGUAGGGAAAAUGGCAAAUCUACGAAUAAAACCAUUCAAAAUGGUAUAACAGAUAAUAAGUCGAUUUCAGAUUCUGGUGGAUCAGGAAACUCAAGAUCGUCCUCACAGAAAUCUAAAGACAAUUCUCAAUUUACGCAGAAUACAAAGACAGGAUCGGGUGGAAGUUUUCCUAAUUCAUAUGAUACAAGUUCCAUCGAUGAUGAGUCGGAGCAAGAUGGUGUCCAGCCUUACGGUAUGGUUGAUCUUGCACAACUCGAUGAAGCGGAAAAUAAACGAAAAAUUCCACCCAAACCACGCAUUGAUGCGAGACAACUUGCGAAUCAGAAUAGAGAUAAUUUACACAAACUCAGACAGCAUUCUAGGAAUCAGAAUGCAUCUAGGGAAGAAAUCAACGAAUAUGAUAACUUGGAUGAAUAUAACGGCCGACACAGUACAGCCGUGUCGUCAUUGGACAAGCAGGGAAUCCAGAGGCCGCCUUCAACUGCAUCACCAAAGUCACUGCCAAAAAAUAUGACAAGGAGUUCAAAUGUUAAAAACGAAGAACAACGUACAAACAGAAGAACUCUAUCAGACAGUAGAGAAAAGCGCGACGCACUUAGACGUAAAGAACUGCAAUCCAUACAGGGUCAAAGACCCAGAUCAUCUUCGGAUCGCAGCGACUCAAGUGUCGAUAAACGUAUGAAAGGUCCUGCACUUCCACCAAAACCAGCACCGAAAGUACUACCUAUCCCUGUCAAUGUAAAAGAAGAAGAUCUUUUCAAAGAUGACGUAAAUUUGUAUGAAGAGAUCCAACCACGUGAUGAGGAAGAGAGAAAUCACGUGCUACAAACCGACGCAAUGGAAAAAGCGUGGGACGACAUUCAAGAAAUUUUAGAAUCAAUGGAAAUUCCAGAUUUUGGCGACGCACAACCGAAGUCAAAAACCCUUUCUACGAAAAGGUUCCCGGUCUCACAGCAAUACAAACAAUACGAACCUCCUCAAUAUGACAAUUUUGCAGAUUUAAUGAGCAAUCAGAAUCUGCAAACUACUCCAGUUACAGCGAGAAAAAUGGAGUCACCACUUUUACCAAAACAAAACCCACCAUCUCCAAAACGAAAAAAUAGUUUUGGUAGUUUGAGCAGUUCUAGCUACAGGUCAGAGCUUUCACACAAAUAUGAUCAACAAAAUACCACAAACAUCACAGCUUUUAACUCACCCAAUACUCAGAAUCUACAUGGAAUGAAGCCACACGAAAAUGCACAGGAUAAUUUAUAUGUAAAUGACAAACAGUUCAGACAAGAUGACUUAGAUGAGAUAAUACCAAGCGAUAUAGACACCAGGUAUUACGAAGGACCGCGAGAAAAUAGAAAUCAGGCACCGCCUCCUUUGCCUGCACCCAGAAAAAGCUUUGCGAAAUCACAAAGUUCAGGCCAACUUGUUGGAAAUCCAAAGAGUAAACUGCAUGUUAUGAGCAGAACAAAUUCCGGACCUUCAAUAUUAAUAGACGAGCGAUACGAAUUGCCUGCAAAUAAUAUUCCGGAAAAUAAACAGAUGUAUAGAAAGUCAAAAUCUCUUGAUGAAAAAGAAAAAUCCGCAUCCUCUCCAGACGGUUCGCUUCCACGUAGAAUGAAGAGUAGAGAGAGUGACGGUGACAGUGGUAUGUUUUCACAAAAUGUCACAGAUGAAGGUUUAGCAAUGAAAUCUGGUUCCCAAUAUAGUGAUGAAUCAAUGCUCGACACAAGUGAAUCUUUAAAAGGAAGCACCAAGUCCUUAGGUCGAAUCGCUUCGCGUGAACGCAAAAAAUCUCCUCUCAGAUCAAAAUUCAAAUUUCGCGUGCGAUCAAAAUCCCAAGAACGAUUUCAGAGUGAUUCUGGAUCAGUUGCACAACAAUCUGGCAACAGUGAUGUUGACGAUGACGCGAAAGGUCGUCGACGCAAAGGGUCAAGACUAUCACGCAGAAUAUCGAGAAAAACUGCGGAGAGAAGAGGGCGUUCUGCUGAUCGCAGUAAGUCUGGAGAUGAGGACGAAUCUCGUGGUAGAAAUCCUGUGAAUUUUAUCAGAAAACUGCUACGAAAAUCGAGAGAACCAGCAGAAGAGAUUUCAGCGCCAAUGCAAGAUUUUGACGUGGAAGCUCAUGUUGCCAAUCAGAACUUGUACGUCCAGUCACCCGUAGCGAAGGCCCCUUCGGUGACAUCACAACCAGAAAGACAUCAGAAACCAUUGGACCCACCUCGUGAGAAACAGUUGAUAUCGCCGCCUUCUCGUCGAGCAAGAAAAAUGCUACAUUCAAGAAGAGCACGCGAAUACGCAAGUUCAUCUGACGAGGACGAUAGUGACGUCAUUACCAAUAGAAGAGAUGGUUAUGAUCAAAGAAAUGCAAAACUUGGUGGACAACGUCCGGAUCAUCACAACUCGUUUCGAAACCAACGAAGAAAUUCGCCUUCGACUUCAGAUUCAGAAGAAGACUACAGACCAUCAUAUGAGAACAACAGAGGAGGGAAUGGAUUUGACGAUUAUUCCGGUAGAAGAAAAAGUGGAACAAGAUAUGAUUAUGAAAAAGAUGACAAAGCGAUGAGAGAUAGGAACCAAAGAACUCGCAUACAACAUCCAAGAAGACGACAUUCAGACAAAAGAAGAAAUUACAAUGACGGAACACAACAACCAUCAAACAAUGCAUCACAACAACAUGAAAAAUACAGAACUCUCGUUUCUCUUAACGCACAAACCUUGAAAAAGAUUACAGAAAAAUGGUUGACGGAGUGGAGAAAUCAGCUACCCGUUGGUGGAUUCUUGAUUACGUCAUGGUCUGACGUAGUUUUGGCCAGCAAAAGACCUCAAUGCAUUUUGGGAAAAACUGUAUUAUAUGUUGCUCAUUUUUCUACCAAUCCAGAUCAUAAGCUAGCUUGCCAGAUGUUUGAUCAAAAAGAUAUCAACUCUCGCCUCAUACGUCAACUCGAAAACUGCUCUACUUUGACGGCGCACCCGAAUCUAUGCAGCGUUUGCAGCCAUUUCCCUUGUCAAGUGCCUGGUUCGCUGAUCAACCCUGCUUAUGGAGAUAGACCCGUGAAAGCCUUGUGCGUUGUAUUGGCAAACGUACCAGCUAUGUCACUAGCUGAAUAUCUUCAGAGAUUGGGAGAAGAAAAAGAACCCAAACAAGUUCACAAGCAAAUCCUGCUGAUGUUACUUCAGCUGCUUCAGGCGAUGGACAAUCUAUCUUCUUCCGGAUUCAGUAUUUCAUGCAUAAAACCAGACCAUCUUGUGGUAACCCAGGAAAGAGGACUAUUACAGAUUCUUCCUCAUAUGGAUUGCGCGGACGAAAACUCUACGGAGAACGAUGAGGGCUUUCGAAGGUUACCAAUCAUGCAACAAAUAGCAAAGUUAGUAUCGUGGAUGCUCCAAAUCGGUACAGACAUACAUAAUUCCAGAUCACAAAAACCUGCGGCCGCAUCUCCGCACCUUUUUGCUCUUAAAAAGAUUGUAUAUAUACUCACUGAACAACCACAAAAUCUGGACAGUCGUGCAAUACAAAGCAUCGCCCAAUGUGCUUUAUGGGGUCCUAUGACGUCAGAAGAAUUGGAUCUGGGUAUGAAAAAUACGUACGAGGCACUUGAAAUGUGGGUCGACAUGAAACAAGCAAAACUUGUUAACAGUAUUGCUGUUUUAUUUUCUGGGAAAAGCAACUCGGUGCCGAUAUAUAUGUUUUACAAACAUCAAUAUUUUUCACAAAUCAAUCCCGAAAGUUUGUUUCAGAAUUUGAGAACAUUGCAGCGAAUUUAGUUAAAAAAUAAGACUGAAAAUGGCACACUAACAUUUGCAAUAAUGUAUUGUGAAAUCUUGAACAGAGCUAACAUAAUUUACAAAAUUUGAUAAAAGUGUUACCAUUUGAAUUAUGACAAGGUGGAUAAGAAAAAAUAACAAAAUUAGACAUUUUCAUUGAAUAUGCAAAAACUCUUAAUACCAGACUAUAUAUUUGUUUGUUUUAUAUUGCUUAUGUUAAAUUGAGUUUAUAUGAUAAAAGGAGCAGUUGCAGUUCUACGAGGUGAUAGUUACAAUCAUACCUCUGUCAAUUUAUAAAAAUAUUAUUACUUUUUUACGGUUUCAGGGAAUUGUAACAUAUACUCAUUUUCCACAAAUCGUUUUGAAAAUGACUACAAGCAAGUAAUGUCAACUAUACCUUUUUAUUAUUUGCUUGACAAUCAUACAUUCAUGCAUGUUUGUCCUAACGAGCCAUAUUACAUAUUUUUGCCUUUCUAUGUAUUUUGCUCUGGGAAGGUCUAGUUUCAACAAUAUGGCUGUGUAAUGUGAUAUCACAGUAUUUUAUAUUCCGCCCACAAAAUGAGCCGUUUGGGACCUUGUUUCGAGUGUACUCUUGUUAUCUGUAUUAUUACAUAAUUUCCGUUGUCAACAUUAUUGCUUUAUUUUAUCAGUUUCAUAUAUAUUAUAAUGCAAAUGUGUGAAGAUGUAUCUUCGUGAAUGGCAAUAUAUUGCAUCUAUUGGCCAA
This is a messenger RNA of Styela clava, 5227 nucleotides long. RefSeq lists its product as uncharacterized. Gene Ontology annotation, molecular function: protein kinase activity. NCBI's taxonomy places the organism in Eukaryota, Metazoa, Chordata, Ascidiacea, Stolidobranchia, Styelidae. Gene Ontology annotation, biological process: protein phosphorylation. The record is from RefSeq and is a predicted model, not a curated record.